AUGGCACAACAAGUUGCAACACACGGGCCAAGGUCUGCAAAAUGGCCUUUUGCACAUAUGGCACGAGAAACAUGGUCAAAGUUUCAUAAAGUUCGAGUUUCGCGUGUAAAUGAGAAGAAGCAUUGGGCUCAUCCAAAAGAUAGAAUAAAGCUUUGGAAGAUACUAGAGGGUGAUACGGUAAAAAUUAUAUCUGGAAAAGCAAAAGGACAAGUAGGAAAAGUGACGUCGAUUGAUAAAUGGACAAAUAAAGUUAUAGUGGAAAAUUGUAAUAUCGGACUAAAAACACCCAAAGAAUUUAAUCCUAGUCCUAAACCUCCACCACCGCCAGAACAACGCGUCGGUCCUUGGUGGAUGGUGGAGUUUGAGCGACCAAUUCAUGUGUCUAACGUUCAACUUGUGCAUCCAAAUGAUCUUAAUUUAUCUGAUCCUAAACAAAUGCGAGUUGUUAAAUGUAGAUGGAAGUGCAUAGAAAUUACCAAUGAUCCUAAAAAAAAAGAUAGAUUUCGAUGGCGUCGAUUUAUAUCCGGAAUACCUGGUGAGCAGCACAUCCAAAUAGAGCUUCCUAAACGCGAGAAGAAAGAUCCGGAAGCUGAACAAGAAGUAUUAAACAGAUUAAACAGACAAGCCACAACACGCUUAGAAAGUUUUGGCAGACGCCGAAUUUUUCUUCUUCCAACGCAACGAGCUCAUCACUUAUUACUUACUAAUUCUAUCGCUUCUUUCGCAAGUAUGGCAAACGUCGGACUUGAUAAAUCACCUUUUUGGAUUGCGAAAACUCCCGAAGAACGCGAAAACCCCGUGCUGAACUGGGACAAGUUUCCUAACUUUGCGGCGAUAACUCCAGAAAAUAUACUCUCUGCCUUGGAAAUACUUUUGCCACGAGUAGAAAAAGAAUUCUUAAAACGAGAGAAGAACUUUUCGCCGACUUGGGAAGGAUCUAUAGGGUUAGUGCAAGACCUUGAGGAUGAUUUGGAGCGCGCAGUAAAUAUCCCUAAGCAUUUGAAAAAUGUUAAAGAAUCCAAGGAACUUCGAGAAGUUAUUGAGAAAAUGCAGCCCAAAAUCACGGAACUUACUCUUCGAAUGAAUCAAUCUUAUCCAUUAUACCAAGCUUUGACAAAACUCGCGAAUACUCCAGAAAGUUUUGCCUCCUUGUCACCAGCGCAGCAACGAGUUGUCCAGUUAAAUAUUCAGCAAAUGCAACUUACUGGUGUUGGACUUGUCGAUGGUUCACCAGAGAAAACUCGUUUUAACGAAAUUCGUAAUAGAUUAUCAAAAAUUUCGCUAAAUUUCGCGGAUAAUGUUUUGGAUGCGACUAAAGCUUUCGCAGAAAUUGUGAAAGAUCGAGAAGCACUUCGUGGAUGUCCUGAUCAGUUGCUGAAGCAUAUGGCCAAGUCUGCUAAAAAUAAAGGCUUUGGUGACGGGGAUCCAGAGAAGGGUCCUUGGGCCGUAACACUCGAUGAACCUUGUAUUGCUCCAUUCUUAAAGUUUUGCGCGAAUCGUUCACUGCGUGAAAAAGUAUAUCGUGGUCUUAAUGCCCGUGCUUCGACAGAAGGUGUUAACAAUGAGCCAAUAAUUAACGAGAUAUUAAAGCUUCGAAAUGAGGAGGCAUCGCUUCUAGGCUUUCCGCAUUUCGCGGCUUUAUCGCUUUCACACAAGAUGGCAGGUACACUAGAAUCUGCUAAUAAACUUAUCCAGGACAUCUUUGAAGCUGCGAUGCCUGUUGCCAAGCGUGAAUUCGAGGAACUUACGCUCUUUGCCAAAAAUCAACUUGAGCUAAACUUGCCAAUUAAACCGUGGGACGUGCCAUAUGUAGCCGAAGAAUAUCGAAAACAUUUGUUCAAGUAUUCUGACGACGAAAUAUCUAAAUACUUUACAUUUCAUAAAGUGAUUAAUGGAUUGUUUGAGUUGACGGAAGAACUUCUGGGAGUCCGUGUACAGGCGGUUGAUCAGAAAAAAGAGGGGUUCACAACUUGGCACAAAGAUGUUAAAGUGUACAAGAUUGUGGAUAAGUCUACUGAGGCACCAUUGGCUUACUUUUAUGGAGAUUUUUAUAGUCGUCCGGAAGAAAAAAAAGGCGGUGCAUGGGUGGAUCUUUGCGCUACCCGGAGCAAGGAUUUCAAAACAGGCCAAGUACGAGUACCAGUAGGGUAUGUGAAUUGCAAUGCCCCACCACCUUCAACAAAUUCCUCUACCCCAUCUACAAUGACUUUUCGGGAUGUGGAAACGAUAUUCCAUGAAUUUGGACAUGGUUUACAACACUCUCUGACCACAGUGGACUUACCGCAAGUAUCUGGGAUUAAGGGUAUUGAAUGGGACUUCGUUGAGGUCGCUUCACAAUUCAUGGAAAAUUUUAUUUACGAGCCCGAGAUAAUUUCGCGACUGUCAGCACAUGUUGAGACUGGAAAGCCAAUGCCCAAAGAUAUGAUCGAUUCACUAGUAAAAAAUCGUCAAUAUCUUGCGGGGAUGAUGGCGACACGACAACUUCAUUUUGCCCAAGUGGAUUUGACCCUCCACUCAAAUUUCACACCGCCUGAACCUACUGCAGUAAACGCAAAUCAGAAAACUGUUUUUGAUCUUUAUAAAGAGUUGGCUCAACGAAUGCUGGUUACUCCUGUGUUGCCGGAAGAUCGAUUCUUGUGUAGUUUUUUACAUAUUUUUAGUGGAAUGUAUUCGGACGGCUAUAGUGCAGGAUAUUACAGUUAUAAAUGGUCAGAAGUUUAUUCGGUGGACGCAUACGCUGCUUUCGAGGAAGCGGUCGAGAAUCUUCCCCCUGAAGAAAAGAAGGCCAAAUUAGCGGAAAUUGGACGUCAUUACCGUGAAACUUUGUUAUCUCUAGGAGGAUCCAUUCAUCCACGACAAGUAUGGAAAUUAUUCCGUGGUCGGGAAGAAGCAGAUAUUAGACCAAUGUUGAGACAUUCUGGCUUGUUAUCUGGUUAG
Messenger RNA from Ambispora leptoticha, 2937 nucleotides. The record is from the annotation of a GenBank genome assembly. NCBI's taxonomy places the organism in Eukaryota, Fungi, Glomeromycota, Glomeromycetes, Archaeosporales, Ambisporaceae.